Melanotaenia boesemani (Boeseman's rainbowfish) is the source of this 3498-nucleotide messenger RNA. RefSeq names its product glutamic-oxaloacetic transaminase 1, soluble (gene got1). The record is from RefSeq and is a predicted model, not a curated record. Gene Ontology annotation, biological process: L-aspartate biosynthetic process. The transcript has 9 exons. Bases 89 to 1321 code for a protein of 410 amino acids. Lineage: Eukaryota; Metazoa; Chordata; Actinopteri; Atheriniformes; Melanotaeniidae. Gene Ontology annotation, cellular component: cytosol. Gene Ontology annotation, molecular function: L-aspartate:2-oxoglutarate transaminase activity; pyridoxal phosphate binding.
AAUAUAAGUUGAAGGUGAAAGUCUUCUUCCAUCCCGUUCGCAAGCCGCUCGGGUUACUGGUUAUUACAGCAUCUAGGAAAAAGAAACCAUGUCGGUAUUUUGUGAGGUCCCACAAGCAGUCCCUGUAGCUGUUUUCAAGCUAACGCAAGACUUCAACAACGACCAGUUUCCCAAUAAGGUGAACCUCGGAGUGGGAGCCUACAGGACAGAUGAAGGCAAGCCCUGGGUUUUGCCAGUGGUGAAAAAGGUGGAGAAGAUCAUUGUGCAUGAUGAUAGGCUAAACCACGAGUACCUGCCUAUCCUGGGUCUCCCUGAGUUCAGAUCAUCUGCCUCCAAGAUUGCACUGGGAGAUAACAGUCCUGCUAUCCAGGAGGACAGGGUGGGAGCUGUCCAGUGCUUGGGUGGUACUGGUGCUUUAAAAAUAGGUGCAGAGUUCCUCAGACGAUUCUAUAAUGGAAACAACAACACAAAAACACCCGUCUACGUGUCUGCACCUACUUGGGAAAAUCACAAUGCUGUAUUUGCCAGUGCUGGCUUGGAAGACGUCCAUCCAUACAAAUACUGGAACGCAGAGAAGAGAGGUCUUGAUUUGGCUGGUUUCCUUGGUGACUUAGAGAGUUGUCCAGAACGCUCGAUCGUUGUCCUGCAUGCCUGCGCCCAUAAUCCAACUGGAACAGACCCCACACAGACGCAAUGGAAGCAAAUCGCUGAAGUUAUGAUGAGGAGGAAGCUUUUUGUGUUCUUCGACUCGGCCUAUCAGGGAUUCGCCUCAGGUAGUCUGGAGAAAGAUGCCUGGGCCAUACGUUACUUUGUCUCCAUGGGCUUCGAAAUGUUCUGUGCUCAGUCGUUCUCCAAGAACUUUGGUCUCUACAAUGAGCGUGUUGGCAACCUGACAAUUGUGGCCCAUGAUGGAGACAACCUGAAAAGGAUUCUCUCUCAGAUGGAGAAGGUUGUCAGGACCACCUGGUCCAACCCACCGUCUCAGGGAGCUCGCAUAGUUGCUGUCACUCUUAACUCCCCAGAGCUCUUCUCUGAAUGGAAGGACAAUGUGAAGACCAUGGCUGACAGGGUCUUGCUGAUGAGGGCUCAGCUGAAAGCCAAGCUUCAAGCACUGGGAACACCAGGGACCUGGGACCAUAUCACUGACCAGAUUGGCAUGUUCAGCUUCACAGGACUGAACUCCAAACAAGUGGAAUACAUGGUGAAGGAGAAACAUAUCUAUUUAAUGGCCAGUGGUCGCAUCAACAUGUGUGGUUUGACCACCAAGAACAUCGACUAUGUGGCCGAGUCCAUCCAUGAGGCCGUCACUAAAGUGCAGUAGAAGAAAAUAUCCUUAGCUCUCAUCAUUCCCUGCUGCUGGGCUCUGAGCCGAUCUGAUCCCAGGGACAUUUGUUUCCAAAGAUUUUUUGCCACAGAUAUAAACUUGCCCAGUUUCCUUUAUGUUUUAACUAAAGAUACUGUAGAUAUCAAUCUUGUCAUAUACCACAAAACCUUUUAGAUCAUUACAGUUAUGUUAUCAUGUUCAUAGGUUACUGUUUUAUCUUCUCUUUGUUUGUCACUUACGUAAAGCAUCUUAUUUACUUUUUCCCUUUUAUUUUCCACAUGUUGUGUAUUAUUAGUUAAUUGUUAAGGAUUGUUUAGAUGAUUAAGAACUCUGUGACUGUAUAAAUAGAAUUACAGUUACCUCAGCAGUGCUGACUCUUGUCUAUAAAUGUUCAGUGUUAUACUGUAAUUCCUUUAAUCAAAGUGAUAAUAGCAUAUUUCCACUUUUAUUUACUUAGCAGCAGCUAUUGCUAAAAACACUUAAAACAGGGCAACAUUAACUGAACCAAACUGACUGACAAACCUCUAGGAAACAGAUUUAAUGAAUGAUAACUCUUAUUGCUGGAUGAAAUUUAAAUGCUUGUUCUCAGGAUUGUGUUGUACUUUGCAUAUGUAAUAAUAAUUAUUAUUAUUAUUAUUAUUGUAUUUGCUAAAGUCUUCUGCCCACUCGGGUUGCAAUAAUUACCUCACUUUAAAUCUGAAUUCAUGUAGUGUUUUUUUUCCCAGCUUGAAUUAACAUAAGCACAAAUGACAACGAAUGAUCUCAAAAGAGAAAUCUGAGCCCUGCAAUUCUGCUGAAGGUUUGGAUGUUUCCAGUUCUGUCAGGUACCUGCCUGUAUAUGUUGACUGCCCAUAGUACUAGUGUAAUAUUAAGCAAGACUCAUGAGACAAACACAGUAAUCAUCAACCAGGCUGCUAUCAAACAGUAUCUCUAUAUGCACAGUGCACCUGUAAAAAUGUUUAGUCAAGGUGGAAGAUAGGGAUAGGAUGACUGACUUAAUCCAAUAAAGAACUAUAAAUAUUGUGUUUGCAUUGUUUGCACACAUGUUCAUGGGCACAUAUUAAGUAGAAGAUAAUAAUGAAAUAUUACAUGAGGAAAUAUAAACAGUGGAAACAAAAUGAGAAAGACGGGUAAUAGUCAAGUAUAUUUAUUAAUGUUGCAAUUAUUCCCUCUUUAGACUAUAUGGUACGUAUUUUCAUAUCUCUGUGUAACAUAUAUAAUCAUCUGAAUUUUAAAUAUAAAAUUUACCUUCGCUUGUUUAUCCUAAACAAUUUCCCAGUCUUUACAAAUAUAGAGCAAUGUAAACCUAUUGCAAAGUCUUUAAAAGCAUUCUGCUUAGAGUCCCUGACCCACAAAUCCUCUCUGUCUGAGUCAGCCGUCAGAUCAAAAGGCUUCCCCCUUGCUUGUUCUUUGUCUGUGGUGGGGUCAUUUUGAAUAGCUCAGCAGUGCAGUAUUCUUUGUACUUACGUAAGCAGAGUGAAUGAAAUCACUGACUGUCCCCACACACCACCUGCGUGCGAUUGUAUGUUUGGAUGGGGGGGGCGGUGGCGUGACGUCAGUCUGUGUCGUAUUGCUUUCAUCAGGCAAAUAUCAGCGUAGUUCACCUUGGACAUUUUAAAAUGAGUCAAAUCCUAUUUUACAUUAUUGCACUUGUACAUUUUUUUUUUCUUUUGAGAAAUGGCUUGAACAUUUUUUUUUUUUUCAUUGAGCAACGUACUGUUGCUCCAUCCCCUUGUGCCUUAUCAGCAACUCCCCGAAGGAUUUACUAUUAAACUUCAGGCUGCAGUCUUUUGCAAGACUCAUAAAAUCUACAUCUAGCUUAGUGGGGAGAAUACAGUAGAAAUCGGCAUCCUACUUAAUAUUCAUUAAUCUUUUACAUGAGCAUGCAAGUGUAAAUACAAGGAUUUCUAUGGGGACGAUUCAGCAGCAGAAACAUACAUGCAAUUAGCAACUACUUCUUCUAGAAUAUUCCUGUAUAUCCACAGAUCCAGAAAUCCCAGACGCUCAUAACCCCCCAGCUUAUUUUUAAGUGGUGUAUGUAGCUCCAGUGUCCCUGUAAGAGAUGAACUGUACAUAUGAAAAUUACAGAUAUAUGGAGAUAAUGGAAAUCAUCGUCAGUGCACGGACAGUGUUGACUGAAUGUACUCAAAUAACAGACUUACAAGCCUUUUUUU